This is a messenger RNA of Homo sapiens (human), 2584 nucleotides long. It is a transcript of the gene ANGPTL6, whose product is annotated as angiopoietin like 6. The transcript has 8 exons. NCBI's taxonomy places the organism in Eukaryota, Metazoa, Chordata, Mammalia, Primates, Hominidae. The record is from RefSeq and is a predicted model, not a curated record. Gene Ontology annotation, biological process: blood coagulation. Gene Ontology annotation, cellular component: secretory granule; extracellular region. The coding region runs from base 720 to 2333 and encodes 537 amino acids.
GGCCUCCUCUCCCUCCUUGCUCUCUCUGGCACCCCAAUUCUUCCUCCUCUCCCCCAGAUGUGUCUCCCCUCCCCCUCGUCUUCCCCCUGUCUCUUUCUCCCUCUUGUAACUUUGUCUCUGUCAUCAGUUGUCUCUUUCAUCAUUUAUAACUGAAGAUGGAAACUAAAGAAGUUUCCUUUCUCUGUGUCUGGCCCCAUCCCUGUUUCUUUCUUCUCAUCUGCCUCCCUGUGGUCUCUCCCCAUCUUCCCAUCUCUCUCUGUCUCUCCCCAUCUCCCCGUCUCUCCCUUUCUCUGCCAUCUCCCUAUGUCUCUCCCAUCUCCCUAUGCCUCUCCCAUCUCCAUCUGUCUGACUCUCUGUAUUCUUCAGCCCCUCUCUGUGACUUAUGAAGUUCCCUCCCUCUCUACUGCCAAUGGGGAAGCCAGAGGGGGCUGAGGGUGGGGGGCCGAGGGGCCCAGUGUGGGGGCCCCAACCCAGGCCCAGAGCCCAGCCUGGCAGCCUCUCUCAGAUCUGGGACGACCAUUUCCUUUUUCAACCCUGGAGUCCACUCGAGUUACUCGGGAGCUCAGGAUGGUGCAGACCAGGGGAAGGAGGUGACUCUCCCGGCGUGUGGCUGGUCGUCGGUGGGGCCUUUGGACAGGUCUCAGACCCUGGGCCUGGGCUCUGUGGGGCUCUAUGCAAGUUGCUUACCCUCUCUGAGCCUCAGUUUUCCCUGCUGUAAAAUGAGGGUACAUACAGAAUCCAGCUCAGGUUGUAAGGAUCAAAUACGUAAAAGGUGUGGAGAGUUUAGAGCCAAGCCCUACACACGCUCAGAGGCCCCACUGGACCCUCGGCUCUUCCUUGGACUUCUUGUGUGUUCUGUGAGCUUCGCUGGAUUCAGGGUCUUGGGCAUCAGAGGUGAGAGGGUGGGAAGGUCCGCCGCGAUGGGGAAGCCCUGGCUGCGUGCGCUACAGCUGCUGCUCCUGCUGGGCGCGUCGUGGGCGCGGGCGGGCGCCCCGCGCUGCACCUACACCUUCGUGCUGCCCCCGCAGAAGUUCACGGGCGCUGUGUGCUGGAGCGGCCCCGCAUCCACGCGGGCGACGCCCGAGGCCGCCAACGCCAGCGAGCUGGCGGCGCUGCGCAUGCGCGUCGGCCGCCACGAGGAGCUGUUACGCGAGCUGCAGAGGCUGGCGGCGGCCGACGGCGCCGUGGCCGGCGAGGUGCGCGCGCUGCGCAAGGAGAGCCGCGGCCUGAGCGCGCGCCUGGGCCAGUUGCGCGCGCAGCUGCAGCACGAGGCGGGGCCCGGGGCGGGCCCGGGGGCGGAUCUGGGGGCGGAGCCUGCCGCGGCGCUGGCGCUGCUCGGGGAGCGCGUGCUCAACGCGUCCGCCGAGGCUCAGCGCGCAGCCGCCCGGUUCCACCAGCUGGACGUCAAGUUCCGCGAGCUGGCGCAGCUCGUCACCCAGCAGAGCAGUCUCAUCGCCCGCCUGGAGCGCCUGUGCCCGGGAGGCGCGGGCGGGCAGCAGCAGGUCCUGCCGCCACCCCCACUGGUGCCUGUGGUUCCGGUCCGUCUUGUGGGUAGCACCAGUGACACCAGUAGGAUGCUGGACCCAGCCCCAGAGCCCCAGAGAGACCAGACCCAGAGACAGCAGGAGCCCAUGGCUUCUCCCAUGCCUGCAGGUCACCCUGCGGUCCCCACCAAGCCUGUGGGCCCGUGGCAGGAUUGUGCAGAGGCCCGCCAGGCAGGCCAUGAACAGAGUGGAGUGUAUGAACUGCGAGUGGGCCGUCACGUAGUGUCAGUAUGGUGUGAGCAGCAACUGGAGGGUGGAGGCUGGACUGUGAUCCAGCGGAGGCAAGAUGGUUCAGUCAACUUCUUCACUACCUGGCAGCACUAUAAGGCGGGCUUUGGGCGGCCAGACGGAGAAUACUGGCUGGGCCUUGAACCCGUGUAUCAGCUGACCAGCCGUGGGGACCAUGAGCUGCUGGUUCUCCUGGAGGACUGGGGGGGCCGUGGAGCACGUGCCCACUAUGAUGGCUUCUCCCUGGAACCCGAGAGCGACCACUACCGCCUGCGGCUUGGCCAGUACCAUGGUGAUGCUGGAGACUCUCUUUCCUGGCACAAUGACAAGCCCUUCAGCACCGUGGAUAGGGACCGAGACUCCUAUUCUGGUAACUGUGCCCUGUACCAGCGGGGAGGCUGGUGGUACCAUGCCUGUGCCCACUCCAACCUCAACGGUGUGUGGCACCACGGCGGCCACUACCGAAGCCGCUACCAGGAUGGUGUCUACUGGGCUGAGUUUCGUGGUGGGGCAUAUUCUCUCAGGAAGGCCGCCAUGCUCAUUCGGCCCCUGAAGCUGUGACUCUGUGUUCCUCUGUCCCCUAGGCCCUAGAGGACAUUGGUCAGCAGGAGCCCAAGUUGUUCUGGCCACACCUUCUUUGUGGCUCAGUGCCAAUGUGUCCCACAGAACUUCCCACUGUGGAUCUGUGACCCUGGGCGCUGAAAAUGGGACCCAGGAAUCCCCCCCGUCAAUAUCUUGGCCUCAGAUGGCUCCCCAAGGUCAUUCAUAUCUCGGUUUGAGCUCAUAUCUUAUAAUAACACAAAGUAGCCACA